AAUUACUUUCUUUUGAUUAGGAAGAAGUCUCUGCAGCGAUGUCGGAGACCGCUCCCGCCGCCGCUCCCGCCGUCGCGGCCCCUGGCGCCAAGGCCGCCGCCAAGAAGCCGAAGAAGGCGGCGAGCGGCUCCAAAGCCCGCAAGCCCGCGGGGCCCAGCGUCACCGAGCUGAUCACCAAGGCCGUGUCCGCCUCCAAGGAGCGCAAGGGGCUCUCCCUGGCCGCGCUCAAGAAGGCGCUGGCCGCCGGCGGCUACGAUGUGGAGAAGAACAACAGCCGCAUCAAGCUGGGGCUCAAGAGCCUCGUCAGCAAGGGCACCCUGGUGCAGACCAAGGGCACCGGCGCCUCCGGCUCUUUCCGCCUCAGUAAGAAGCCCGGAGAAGUGAAGGAAAAAGCCCCCAAGAAGAGAACAGCUGCAGCUAAGCCCAAGAAGCCGGCGGCUAAGAAGCCCGCCAGCGCCGCCAAGAAGCCGAAGAAGGCAGCAGCGGUUAAGAAGAGCCCCAAGAAGGCGAAGAAGCCGGCAGCCACAGCGGCCAAGAAAGCGGCCAAGAGCCCAAAGAAGGCGACAAAGACUGCCAAGCCCAAAAAAGCGGCGGCAGCAGCCAAGAGCCCGGCUAAGGCGAAAGCGGUGAAGCCGAAAGCAGCCAAGCCCAAGGUCGCCAAGCCGAAAGCAGCCAAGGCAAAGAAGGCAGCUCCCAAGAAAUGAAGUCUUGAAGUGGAAAUACUUUUAAACCCAACGGCUCUUUUAAGAGCCACCCACUAUUGUCCCCAAAAGGGCUGAUACACUCCGUCACUGAGCUCCGUGCCUGCAACAGAGCCAAUUGUUUACCCAGCUGUGUGGGACGUUCAUCUGUGGAGUGGAUGGGACGCUAAACUUCCGGCCGUGGUUUUACCUUCAGACUUGAAAAAAUAAAAGUUUACCUUCCCUGCGAAAA
Molecule: messenger RNA, 933 nt
Organism: Prinia subflava (tawny-flanked prinia)
Lineage: Eukaryota; Metazoa; Chordata; Aves; Passeriformes; Cisticolidae
Product: histone H1.10
Exons: 1
Coding region: 39-704 (221 amino acids)
Biological process (GO): nucleosome assembly
Cellular component (GO): nucleosome
Molecular function (GO): structural constituent of chromatin; DNA binding
Source: RefSeq, a predicted model, not a curated record